This is a messenger RNA of Naegleria lovaniensis, 1833 nucleotides long. RefSeq lists its product as uncharacterized. Bases 1 to 1833 code for a protein of 610 amino acids. Lineage: Eukaryota; Heterolobosea; Eutetramitea; Acrasida; Naegleriidae. The transcript is spliced from 2 exons. The record is from RefSeq and is a predicted model, not a curated record.
AUGAGGAACAGUUCCCAUGGUGGCGUCAAUUUCAAUAACUUGGGAAGCAAUAAUAGCAAUAAUACUACUACGACACGAUCAUCAUCUCCUUCGUUUUCAUCAUCGUCGUCGAGGGCCUUAGGAACCUUUUCAGCAACGCUGCCAGCUUCGGGCUCCAACAGAGGAAAAUCAGCUACAGGAUCAUCGUCUCUUUCAAAAUCUUCGCAGUUCGGAACAGGAACAAAACAUAAAUCAAGUUCUCUGUCGAGUAGCGUGGGUGGGGUCGGUUCUACGGCUGGCUUGUCCUCAGCAUCAACAAGUUCCACCAAUUCAGUCAAUAUCUCAUCAAGCUCACCAACAACAACCAUUGAUUCUAAGGUAACAUCUCCAAAACCAAACACAUCUCCACUCAUUCAUUUCUUUUCAUCCUCAACUUCUACAGGUUCCAAGCGAGGGAUUGGAUCAGCUGGAGGAGAUUUUCAUCAACCCGUGCGGAAUUCAUUCAGUGUUAAUGCUUCGAAUUCGAAUCCUAAUAGUUUGAACGGUAGCAAAAGUCAGCCUACAUCACCACUAGGGCGUAAAAAGAACGAAGAGAAAAAUUUUCAAUCUCUCACGCCAACAACAAAGACGAUAGCACCCAUAUCUCCCACAAGUAGUAACAAACAAGCCCUCUCGCCCUUCACCGUAUCAACAUUUGAAGAAGAAGAAGAUGUUGACACUAUUGAAGCGUCCUAUAUCAAUCACCCCAUCACACCCAUUGUCAAGAGUAAUAAUCCAUUUGAUCUACAUUCAACAUAUAACAUUAAUAAGCAAUUAUUUUCCGAGGUUAUUUCACCCUCAAAAAUACCACUUCUAACACCACCUCCAAUUCCAAAGUCAAAAUUGAAUCUCCAAUAUCGAAUUAAAAAGGCCUCAGGUAGUGGGGCUGAUGCCAACGCAAAUAUUAGCGAAAAAGCUCUGAAAGUGUCAGUGUACAGUAAACAAAAACCCAUGUGUGACGAGAAUACCCAUCCAACAGGGGAAGAUGCAUACUACUGUUGCUACAGUGCAAAGCAUGAAGUGUACAGUUUUGGUAUUGCAGACGGAGUUGGUGGAUGGAUGGCAUUUGACAUUGACCCAUCCCUAGUGAGUCGACAAUUAAUGUGGAAUUGCAAACUUUUGCUCUGUAGCGAUCAACUGAACCAAAUUGUUGCAGAAAAUAAUUACCAUAUCCCAAAAGAAUACGAACCAAUGGUAGCAAGAGGUCUUGAGCUUCCUCAGGUUGUACAUCCAAAAAUUCUACUUGAACGAGCAUUUAGGUUAAUGACAGAGUUCAAUCAAGUGAAAGCAGGAGGAACCACGGCAUGUAUCAUCUUUUUAAAACCUCUACCUCAAAAUUUAUAUCAACUCUCUUAUGCAAAUCUUGGAGAUUCUGGGUUUGCUGUGGUGAACAAACAAAAAAGCAAGGUAAUCUAUCGAAGUAAGGAGCAACAACACUACUUUAACGCUCCAUAUCAACUUUCCGUAAUACCUCCAGAGCUUGAUAGCGAUGAGUUAAUUAAGGACGAUCCCAGUUGUGCAGAUUUACACAUUAAUUGUUGUACCUUACGUGAAGGAGACUACAUUGUGCUGGCAACAGAUGGAUUGUUUGAUAAUCUUUUUGAUUCAGAUAUUCUGAAAAUUAUGAGGACAGCCACAAGUUGUCACAGCAUUUCAAAAAAACUUGUACAGGAAGCGGUCAAGAGAUACAACUCACCAACACUCCCCAAUCAUACGCCCUUCUCAAUGGGGCUGAGUAAGGUGACUGGAGAGUUUAAACGACAUGGCAAAUCUGAUGACGUAACUGUAUGCUGUGUUUCUGUAUGCUGUAAUUAA